CUGGCACCAUGCCGAUCACUGGAAUCGAUGUCCUCAUUAUGUCAGAAAAUCCUCUGUGCAUUGAUGAAUAUAUCGCCAAAUUAACUAAUGCACCUGCGAGUGCCGGAUGCGGAGGCACUGCAAUCUUUAUUGGUACAUCUAGAAGUUCUUCCAAGAUAUCUGAUAAAGAGGUAAUUGCGCUGGAUUAUCAAGCAUACGUUCCUAUGGCUGAGAAGAAACUGAAAGAAAUCUGCUCUCAAUUACGACAACAGUUUAUUUCGAUUGGCUCCAUUGUACUGGUGCAUCGCAUUGGUUAUGCUCCUGUUGGCGAAGCGGGUCUGUUUGUUGGUAUAUCCGCCCCACAUCGGCAGGCGGCAAUUGAGUGUAUGGAUGCCGCUAUCACGGAAAUAAAAGCAAAGUUACCCGUUUGGAAGCAGGAAGUAUAUAUCGAUGGCUCUCGGUCCUGGACCGUCAAUCCCGAAUGUUUGUGGUCUGCGAAAGGAGCUGAAGCAUCGAAGUUGAACCAAACAGAAAAGGUUUUGGUAAAUGGAUCAACAUGACCAUGCCAUGAUAGUGAUGUCCAUUUUUCGCAGCUGUAAGAAGCGUUUAGAAUUGUGCCUUUUGGCGCGUAGCUGACAAUACUAUUUUGCUUUGGAUGCUUAUUUUUAUGGUGUUGGAAAACUUGAAACUAUAAAGCAAAAUAGUAGAAAUUACUUGGUAGUCUUGACAUAGCUACUGUAACUUAUUCAUGGCUGUCAGAAAGGCGGCAGAUUGAAUUUUUUUUAAACGCUUCUGUUCUUUGUUCAUAACUUGGCAUGGGAAUCGCUACACAGCACAGUUUUAGACUGUAAUUUUGCUGGAACAGUGUCCUUCAGAAAAAACCGAUUGGAUGAUUUGCUCACAUCGCAAGAAACGCUAAAUCAAAAUUU
Molecule: messenger RNA, 908 nt
Organism: Paramacrobiotus metropolitanus
Lineage: Eukaryota; Metazoa; Tardigrada; Eutardigrada; Parachela; Macrobiotidae
Product: molybdopterin synthase catalytic subunit-like
Exons: 4
Coding region: 9-539 (176 amino acids)
Biological process (GO): Mo-molybdopterin cofactor biosynthetic process
Cellular component (GO): cytosol
Source: RefSeq, a predicted model, not a curated record